AUGGAUGCUACACAGAAGUUGUCCUGGAAAGGAAUUGAUGAAGCAAACUUCAUUGUUGUCUUCAACAUUGGAGGUCUCUUUCUUUACUCCAAGAAACGUCCCCAAGCCUCCUCUUGCUUCCAGAAAUUCCUCUACUUUAACCUCUCUGCCAUUAAAGAUAAGGAGCUGUUAACAAUGGCCCAACUGGGCCUGGAUUUGGGGCCCAACACUUAUUAUAAGCCAGGACCGGAACUGCAGUUGGCUCCGUCCCUGGUUCAGGAGCCUCACGGGUGGGGCCAGUCCAUCCCUAAACCAGCUAAAAUGCUCCUAUUACAGUCAGUACCAUGGCCUCGAGGUGUCGUCCACUUCAACCUGCUGGAUGUGGCUAAGGAUUGGAAUAACAACCCCAGGAAGAACUUAGGUUUGUUGCUAGAGAUACUGGUGAAAGGAAACAGAGACUAUGGGGUGAAUUUUCAGCUUCAGGACACCUGUGCCGAACUGAGACAGUCCCUUCAUGCUUCCCUGCUGGUGGUGACUCUCAACCCUGAGCAGUGCCACCCUUCAUCCCGGAAAAGGAGGGAAGCCAUCCUUUUCCCUAAGGCUUCUUGCCAGAACCUCUGCCAUCGUCACCAGCUAUUCAUCAACUUCCAGGACUUAGGUUGGCACAAGUGGAUUAUUGCUCCCAAAGGGUUCAUGGCAAACUACUGCCAUGGAGAUUGUCCUUUCUCACUGACCACCUCCCUCAACAGCUCCAAUUAUGCGUUCCUGCAAGCCCUGAUGCAUGCAGUUGACCCCGAGAUCCCCCAGGCUGUCUGUAUCCCCACCAAGCUGUCCCCCGUUUCCAUGCUCUAUCAGGACAAUGAUGACAAUGUCAUUUUACGUCAUUAUGAAGACAUGGUGGUUGACGAAUGUGGAUGUGGGUAG
Messenger RNA from Nyctereutes procyonoides (raccoon dog), 903 nucleotides. Its product is annotated as growth/differentiation factor 3-like. Gene Ontology annotation, cellular component: extracellular region. NCBI's taxonomy places the organism in Eukaryota, Metazoa, Chordata, Mammalia, Carnivora, Canidae. Gene Ontology annotation, molecular function: growth factor activity; cytokine activity. The transcript has 2 exons. Bases 1 to 903 code for a protein of 300 amino acids. Gene Ontology annotation, biological process: BMP signaling pathway; SMAD protein signal transduction. The record is from RefSeq and is a predicted model, not a curated record.